Messenger RNA from Dendrobium catenatum, 915 nucleotides. Its product is annotated as RNA-binding protein Y14A. NCBI's taxonomy places the organism in Eukaryota, Viridiplantae, Streptophyta, Magnoliopsida, Asparagales, Orchidaceae. Bases 101 to 697 code for a protein of 198 amino acids. Gene Ontology annotation, cellular component: nucleus; cytoplasm; exon-exon junction complex. The record is from RefSeq and is a predicted model, not a curated record. Gene Ontology annotation, molecular function: mRNA binding. Gene Ontology annotation, biological process: RNA splicing. The transcript is spliced from 4 exons.
AGUUGAGUCGCACGCUUCUUAGCGCACCACUCGCACGCUUCUUACCUUUUUCCGGUGCCUAGAAUCGAGCAGGAAAGCGCCGCCACCCGACUCUCCUCCCAUGGCCGCGAACCCAUCAUACGAGGCGGUGGAUUUCGAGCCCGACGAGGAUGAUCUCAUGGACGAGGACGGCGCAAUCGAGGCGGAGGCCUCGCCGGCGGCGCCGCCUGCCCCGCGUCUGAGGUCUGCUAUUACUGGCGGCGCUGGAGACUCGUCCGGCGUGCCAAGGAAGACCAAGGGGCGAGGGUUCAGAGAGGCCGAGGCUGAGGCCGAACGCACCCGUCGGUUCGCCGCCAAGGAUUUCGAAUCCCUUGGCUCUGGCGGCGGACCUGGCCCGCAGCGAUCCAUAGAGGGUUGGAUUGUGUUGGUUACUGGAGUUCAUGAAGAAGCACAAGAAGAAGAUCUUCAUAAUUCCUUUCGUGAGUUUGGUCAGGUCAAGAAUUUGCAUCUGAAUCUUGAUCGUCGUACUGGUUAUGUCAAGGGUUAUGCUCUGAUUGAAUAUGAGAAAUAUGAGGAGGCAAAAAGUGCAAUUAAUGCAUUAAAUGGAACUGAGCUCUUUACUCAAACUAUUUAUGUUGAUUGGGCGUUUAGCAAUGGUCCUAUCAUGCGCAGGCCGAUGAGGCGGAGAUCAAGGAGCCCUAGGAGGAGAUAUGCAUGAGAAAGGAGAGCCACAAACUACUUAGAAGAUGUUGAGCGAGAGGAAUCCUCAUUUUGUGGUUAAAUUUACUGUUUGUUUUGACUGUGGAUGAAAGUGCUAUUUUCUUCACUUGAUGAAUUGAUGAACUAUUAUUGUAUUUCUCUUCUGUUCCUGCUUACAAUAUUUAACAAGUCUGAAAAUUUUCUUUUUUAUUUAUUUUUGCUGGUUUUCCUAAUGAA